ACUGCUCCUCUUGUCCUGUAAGCUCCAGGGAGGAUGGAGGCCUCCGGGAACCCCAAGGCCAGGAGAUGCUGCCCAGAGGCCCUGGGAAAGCUCUUCCCCGGCCUCUGCUUCCUCUGCUUUCUGGUGACCUAUGCCCUGGUGGGUGCUGUGCUCUUCUCUGCCAUUGAGGAUGGCCAGGUCCUGGUGGCAGCAGAUGAUGGAGAGUUUGAGAAGUUCUUGGAGGAGCUCUGCAGAAUCUUGAACUGCAGUGAAACAGUGGUGGAAGAUAGGAAACAGGAUCUCCAGGGGCAUCUGCAGAAGGUGAAGCCUCAGUGGUUUAACAGGACCGCAAACUGGUCCUUCGUGAGCUCACUGUUUUUCUGCUGCACAGUGUUCAGCACUGUGGGCUAUGGCUACAUCUACCCCGUCACCAGGCUUGGCAAGUACUUGUGCAUGCUCUAUGCUCUCUUUGGUAUCCCCCUGAUGUUCCUCGUUCUCACGGACACAGGCGACAUCCUGGCAACCAUCUUAUCCACAUCUUAUAAUCAGUUCCGAAAAUUCCCUUUCUUUACCCGCCCCCUCCUCUCCAAGUGGUGCCCCAAAUCUCUCAAGAAAAAACCGGACCCCAAGCCCACAGAUGAAGCUGUCCCUCAGAUCAUCAUCUGUGCUGAAGAGCUUCCAGGCCCCAAACUUGGCAUAUGUCCUUCACGCCCAAGCUGCAGCAUGGAGCUGUUUGAGAGACCUCAUGCGCGAGAGAAACAGAACACACUGCAACUGCCCCCACAAGCCAUGGAGAGGAGUAACUCGUGUCCCGAACUGGUGUUGGGGAGACUCUCAUACUCCAUCAUCAGCAACCUGGAUGAAGUUGGACAGCAGGUGGAGAGGUUGGACAUCCCCCUCCCCAUCAUUGCCCUUAUUGUUUUUGCCUACAUUUCCUGUGCAGCUGCCAUCCUUCCCUUCUGGGAGACACAGUUGGAUUUCGAGAAUGCCUUCUAUUUCUGCUUUGUCACGCUCACCACCAUUGGGUUUGGGGAUACUGUUUUAGAACACCCUAACUUCUUCCUGUUCUUCUCCAUUUAUAUCAUCAUUGGAAUGGAAAUUGUGUUCAUUGCUUUCAAGUUGGUGCAAAACAGGCUGAUUGACAUAUACAAAAAUGUUAUGCUAUUCUUUGCAAAAGGGAAGUUUUACCACCUUGAUAAAAAGUGAAGGUUUCAUUAUCUCUCAGGUGACAGAUACUGGCUGAGCUGGUUUUCUUGUGUUGUCUUUCAGGGUCAUGCAGCCUGUCACCUGAGACCUUCAGUCUUGGAGACAAAUCCCUUAUAAGAGCUGAGUUCAGUCUUGAGGCCCUGCAGAAAUUUCACCAAUGCCCUUUUUAUCAGGGCAUUAGGAAAAAAAACUAUCACCAUUCCCCAAAGUCCAAUUAAUUUAUCUGUCUUCCUUUUUUAAAAGCACCACCUCAUGUAGAUGAAGCAACCUUAUGGAUGUCCCUGCUUUUCUUGAAAUAUGAGAAACGAAACACCUUUAUUCUUGGAAGUUGUACUUUUAGUUAAAUUAAAAUCUUCCUGAGCUGUUCUUUGUUACCUGAAAAAGAACUAGCGUGAACAGCCUCUUUUCUUGAAUGACUGCAUGAGUGCAUGUAAGACCAGCCCAAUCCCAGCUCCUGUAAAAUACAUAGAUGCCGGGUGUCACCAAAAUGGCAAAGUAGAAGCAAUCUGGCUUCACUGUCCUCCAUAGAAAACCAAAAACAAUGAUCUAGUGCCAAGAUGAUAAUUACCAAUAUCCCAGAACUCAAAAUGAGGCUGUGACGAACCCUGGGGCCACAGAAAAGUGAGAAACUGUGAGCAGAAGGUAGUAAAAUGGACUCCUCUGUGACAUCCCUUCCCCAAACUGUAAGUCACCAUGCAGAAAAGUUCCCUGGACAUUUCUACACUGGGAAAAAUAAGAUCAAAGCAGCCAGCCAGCUUCCUCAUCAUCUUGACGGGAAAGUUUUCCUGCCUCGACCCACAGGAAGAAUCAUGAAUACUAUAGGGUGAGGGACCCCUGAAAGCCUCUGGAGUCACAUAGACAGUGGAGGUGGGGCUAGCAGCCCCGUGCAUGAAACUCUGGGGCUACUCUUCAUCUCAGACAAACAAGACACUGAAUCAGAGAGGUGGUUCAGCAUCAUUACAUUGUAAGAGGCACUCUCCACAGGCCCUCUGGGCAUGAACCCCUAGCCAGCCUCCCCACACAGCUGCAGAAUCCCCUUUGGUGCCCUUUAUCUGUGAAAAGGCAGAGCUUUGAACUUUUGUAAGAGUCAUGAAAAACCUGGGCUUAAGGUGCUAUUUAGUGCUGAAAAGGAGGCAGUGAUCUAGAGCUAAAGGAACCAAUAGGCAAAGUGCACAGAACAUCUAAACACACAAAUGCUAAAGAGACCAAACUAACCCAGGCAUCAAAGACUGGAAUAAAUAACUAAACCUUCAAUGUGAAGACAUAUGUGUACAUGCAUAAGAAACUGCUAACACCAGGAACCAUGACUUCUUCAAAUAGACAAAGGAAGGAGUCAGUGAGUGAUUGACCCAAGCAAGAUGGCAAUCUGUGAGCUCUCAGAUCAGAAAUUCAAAAUAGCAGCCUUGAGGAAACUCAGCAAACUCCAAGGUAACACAGAAAAGCAAUUCAGAAACUUAUCAGAGGAAUUUAACAAAGAGAUAAAAAUAAUUUUUAAAAUAUCAGACAAAAAUCUUGGAACUGAGAAGUACAUUAGCUGAACCAAAAAACACAUCAAAAUUCUCAACAACAGAACAGACCAAGGAGAAGAAAUAAUUAAUGAACUCAAAGACAGGCUAUUUGAAAAUAUACAGUCAGAGACGAGAAAAGAAAACAGAAAGGAAUGAAGAAUGUCUACAAAAUCUAGAAAAUAGCCUCAGAAGAGCAAAUCUGGGAGUAGUGGCUUUCAAGAGGGAAUAGAGAAAGAGCAAGGGGGCAGAAGGCUUAUUCAAAGAAAUAAUAACAAUAACCUUUCCAAGUCUAGAGAAAAAUAUAAAUAUGCCAGGUACAGAAAAGUCAAAAAUCACCAAAAUCACCAAACAGAUUUAACCCAAAUAAAACUACCCCAAAGCAUAGAAUAAUCAUACUCUCAAAGGUCAAGGACAAAGAGAAGAUGCUAAAAGCAGCAAGAGAAAAGAAGCAAAUAAUAUAUAAAGGAGCUCUGAUUCAUCUGGCAACAGACUUCUCAGCAGAAAGCAUACACACCCAGAGUGGGUAGGAUGACAUAUUCAAAGUGCUGAAGGUAAAAAAGACCUGUCAACUGAGAAUACUGUACCCAGCAAAACUAUCCUUCAAACAUGAAAGAGAUAUAAAGAUUUUCCCAGACAAAAGAUAAGCAAAUUCAUCAUCACCAGAACUGUCUUACAGAAUUGCUAAAGGGAGUUCUUUAAUCUGGAAGAAAAGAACAAUGUGCAACAAAGACAUCAUCUGAAGGUAUACAACUCACUGGUAAAAGUAAAUACACAGACAAAUUCAGAAUACCCUUAUGCUGUAAUUGUGGUUUGUAAACCAUUCAUUUCUCUAGUAUGACGACUAAAAGACAAAUAUAUCA
Molecule: messenger RNA, 3553 nt
Organism: Symphalangus syndactylus (siamang)
Lineage: Eukaryota; Metazoa; Chordata; Mammalia; Primates; Hylobatidae
Gene: KCNK18
Product: potassium two pore domain channel subfamily K member 18
Biological process (GO): potassium ion transmembrane transport; stabilization of membrane potential
Cellular component (GO): plasma membrane
Molecular function (GO): outward rectifier potassium channel activity; potassium ion leak channel activity
Source: RefSeq, a predicted model, not a curated record